AUCUGCUAACAUUGGAUGGUGCGGCUGGGGUGUUACCUUCCUGUUAUUCCUAACCUGUGAAGGAAGAAGAAAAACAUCAGUCUGCAUACUCCAAGGAGAAAUAGGCAAUGGAUCCCAAAAGCCAGAGAGUGAAACUUAAUGACGGCCACUUCAUUCCUGUCCUGGGAUUUGGAACCUAUGCACCUCCAGAGGUAACAGUAGCAGUUGUAGGUCGAGAUAUAAAUAGUAGUGGAUGUAACAUGAGUGAAAGGGACUUGGGUUGUCAAGCACUGAGCUCCUGUGUGACUCUGGAAGGAUCACAUUGUUCCACUAACCAGGCUAGAACCAUGCCCUAUGAAAGAGGAGAGAGCAUUCAGUCUUCACUCUGCAUCAGGGUUGCUAAGAAGGAAGCUCUAGAAUUCACCCCAUUCGCUAUAGAGGUUGGGUUCCGCCAUAUUGACUGUGCUCAUGUCUACCAAAAUGAAGAGGAGAUUGGCCAGGCCAUUCAAAGCAAGAUUGCAGAUGGCACUGUGAAGAGAGAAGACAUAUUCUGCACUUCAAAGCUUUGGUUGACUUCCCUUCGACCAGAGUUGGUCCGACCUUCCUUGGAAAAGUCACUGAAAAAUCUUCAACUGGACUAUGUCGAUCUCUAUAUUAUGCAUUAUCCGCUGGCUCUGAAGGUUAGAAAUUUGUGUGAUCACAUCAAUGUUAUAUCUUGUGUUAGAAUGCGUAUCAACUUGCAGGGAUAGUUGAAU
This is a messenger RNA of Bubalus bubalis (water buffalo), 734 nucleotides long. RefSeq names its product dihydrodiol dehydrogenase 3-like. Gene Ontology annotation, cellular component: cytosol. NCBI's taxonomy places the organism in Eukaryota, Metazoa, Chordata, Mammalia, Artiodactyla, Bovidae. Gene Ontology annotation, molecular function: ketosteroid monooxygenase activity; androsterone dehydrogenase [NAD(P)+] activity; bile acid binding. Bases 108 to 728 code for a protein of 206 amino acids. Gene Ontology annotation, biological process: doxorubicin metabolic process; prostaglandin metabolic process; progesterone metabolic process. The record is from RefSeq and is a predicted model, not a curated record. The transcript is spliced from 3 exons.